Daktulosphaira vitifoliae (grape phylloxera) is the source of this 1545-nucleotide messenger RNA. RefSeq lists its product as uncharacterized. The coding region runs from base 180 to 1055 and encodes 291 amino acids. NCBI's taxonomy places the organism in Eukaryota, Metazoa, Arthropoda, Insecta, Hemiptera, Phylloxeridae. The record is from RefSeq and is a predicted model, not a curated record. The transcript is spliced from 5 exons.
UAAUUGUCGUCUUGAAAUUUAAUCAUUUAAAAAGUAUUCGUAUUUAUAUGAAUCUUGUGUUUGAUCAAUUUUUAAAGUUGGUAUGUGAGGAUAAUGCAAACUCAUAAAUAAAAAUCGUAUCAUUACUUCCAUUUUAUAUUAACUUAUAUUUAUUUAUAGUAUAUUAUUAACCAAUAACAAUGAAAGAACGCUAUCAAAAACAGAAGUUUUUAAAAAAUUUUGGGCUACGUCCGAAUAAAAAUUUUAGAUAUCAUGAUAACGACGAUUCAACAAUCAAUAUAUGUGAUCGCGUUUGUUUUUAUUAUUAUGAUGAUAAUUCUGAAGUGAUAUGCCGUGGAUGUUUUAAUAACUUUUCAUCUUGGUUAGAAUUUCGAAAACAUUUUACUUCAACCUUUUGCUCUACUACCAAAAGUCACUAUAAGUUUAAUACAUAUAAUGAUGUAUAUAAAAAUUAUAAAUUAAAAAAGGCAAAAACUAAAAAGAAGAUAAAUGAUUGUUUAAGUGCAGCACACCUAAUGGAUUUUGAAACUUUAAACACUCGUAAAACUCGUAAAAGAUGUUAUAUCAAUACUAGAGUUACUGAAAAUAAGACAGCAAAAUCAAUUUCUUCAAUAGAAGAUUCAAAUACGGAUUUAUCACCUUGUAAUUUAUUUGAAAAAGAGACUUCAGAAAAUUUCAAAAACAUUUCCCUUGAAUCAAUUGAAAAACCUUAUUUUAAAACUGAAAAUAACUAUAACACCAGUUCAGACUUCAAUAUCAUAAAUUGUACAACAAAAUGUAAUUCUAAUGAAUUAACAAAUCAGUUGAUUCUAUCUACAAAGAGAGAAAUUAAGGAUGAUUCAUCCUUAUCUUUUGAUAAAGGAAAGACUUUAUCUUUAGGUAUUUCAAAUAUUAAAAAGAAUGAAAAUUGUUCUUCAAACUACCAGUAUUUUUGUGUUAUUUGUGAUGAACGGUUUUCAAGCAAAUGUUUACUUACUGUUCACCAAGUACAACAUAUCAAGUCUGAUCGUAGUAGUUAUGGAGUUUUUAUGGCUGCAUUAGCCAGGUCUGCUUAAAUUUUUAAAAGUUUAUCCUAGCUCUAUUCCCCAUUAAUUUAAUUAUUUCAUCUCGUGAGAAAUAAAAAAUGCCAGGAUUUUAUUUUGAAAAUAUUCUAUUAAUAAUUAAUUUAAUGUAGUUUGUUUUGUUCAUCAUAAAUUGUUUUUGUAAUGAUAUUUUCCCUUUAUAAAUUUGAGUUCCUCAAUAUGAUGUUAGCCUACUGAAUGUUUUUUUUUUUUGUGAACAGUAUGUAUUUAUAUUUAUAAUAAAAUAGAUAAGUAACCUAAAUAUCAACAAAUCAAUCUUUUAUUAUAUAUUUAUUCCUUUUAAUCAAAUUUUUUAAAUAAUUGUUUUUUUUGUAUUAAAUCCUUUAAAAAAAAUUUAUAUCAUUAUUCAAGUUAAUCAUAAAUAAGAUUAAUGAUAAGGUCUUAUAAUUACAACUGUAUUUCAUUAGAAGUAACCAUAGCUUAUUGAUACUUUAGUGAAAAUUUUUUUGUUAUGAAUAGUGAG